This is a messenger RNA of Anoplophora glabripennis (Asian longhorned beetle), 1176 nucleotides long. RefSeq names its product odorant receptor 49b-like. Gene Ontology annotation, biological process: sensory perception of smell; detection of chemical stimulus involved in sensory perception of smell. Lineage: Eukaryota; Metazoa; Arthropoda; Insecta; Coleoptera; Cerambycidae. The record is from RefSeq and is a predicted model, not a curated record. Gene Ontology annotation, cellular component: plasma membrane. Gene Ontology annotation, molecular function: olfactory receptor activity; odorant binding. The transcript is spliced from 5 exons. The coding region runs from base 1 to 1176 and encodes 391 amino acids.
AUGGAUUCACCUUUCUUGCAUUAUGUUCAAUAUCUAAUGGUAGUUGGAGGUAUUUUCCCCGUCGGUUUAAUUAAUUCACACAAACGCAUAUACAUUUUAUACCGAUAUGUAACGCACGCACUUUUAUUCUUAUUCCUCUUUUGUUUAUUUGAUGGGAAUAAGGAUUUCCAUGGAUCCAAGGAAAUGUUAUUUAAGUAUAUCAAUGACAGAAUCUUGGUUAUUGUUAUAUAUAUAAAUUUAGUAACGAGCAUGUCAGAAAAUUUUGACGAGUUAAUAUUUGAGAUGAUCGCAUACGAAGCAGAGCUGGCAGACGUCGGAACCGAAAAACAUUUAAAGAUAAACGAACAAAUAGUCACAAAGACCAGAAGAGUGCAGGUGUUUUAUAUGUCAAAUAUUUUGGCUUGUUAUGUAGCUUUGGUUGUCCCUGCUUUUGUUGAAUACGCGGUAGUACAAGCCUCAGAAAAGAGUACCAAUAUUACCAUAAAUACGUAUACAGCCACACCUUACGAAUUUUGGGUACCAUUUGAAGAAAGCAAGCAUUACUUAGCGUUGCUACUAAUUCAAGCUUAUUACUUCGCUUUAAUGGGGGUCAGCAUUUAUUGCCCCUUUCAGAUUAUUUUGAUUAAUCUGUUCCUCACUGUCAUUUUAAGACUAAAGAUGUUAAGAGCAAACAUAGAAAGUAUGAACGAUAUUGACACGCUUGAUGUGAACAAAUUUAUAAGGAUUUACGCUAAAGAACAUAUAGACAUAAUGAGGAAUUGCAGAUUUCUGAACGACACUAUGAAAUAUGCGAUGUUAUUGGAAUUUUUAAUUACAUCUGGCGAACUCUCCAUGUUUAUUUUCAUAGUUAUUAUGACAAAUAGCCCAAACUCGAAGAUGUUUUCAGGAGCUUGCAUUGUUAAUUUACUAGUAAAGAUACUAAUAUUGUGCUGGCACGCUGAUCAAAUCAGGGAGGAGAGUAUCGGAAUAUCUGAUGCCGUUUAUGAACUACCAUGGUUUGAAUACGACAAAAGCGAUGUAACAUCUCUUCACAUUAUUAUGAUGCGGUCUCAAAAACCACUCACACUUACAAUUGGUCCUUUUGGAACAAUGACUUUGGAGUUAGCAGUAAAGAUAUUUAAGGCAACUUACACAUACGUCACUUUCAUGCAAAACGUAUACGGGAAAUUAGACUAA